AUGGACCCUGUGCAGAGAAACUCAACCUCAGCCUCUGAGUUCCUCAUUCUGGGCUUCGACAAUGACCCUGAGCUGCGGUUCUUCCUCUUCGGGCUCUUCUUCAUCAUGCACCUAAUCACCCUGACUGGACACCUGACCAUCGUGCUGGUCACCUCAGUGGACCACUCCCUCCAGACCCCCAUGUACUUCUUCCUCCGCAACCUGUCGGCCAUCGAGGUCUGCUACAUCCUGGUGAUCGCCCCCAACAUGCUGGCCAAUUUCCUUUCCAAGAACAAGACGAUCUCCUUUGUCGGCUGCGCCCUACAGAUGCACUGCUUCAUCGCCCUCGGGGGAGCAGAGUGCUUCCUGCUGGCCUUCAUGUCCUACGACCGCUACGUGGCCAUCUGUCACCCGCUGAGGUACGCAGUGAUCAUCAACAGGGCCCUCUGUUUCCAGAUGCUGGCCGUCGCGGGCCUCAGCGGCUUUGUGCUUUCACUCUCCCUCACCGUCCUGAUCUUCCGGCUCCCUUUCUGUGGCUCCCACACCAUCAAUCAUUUCUUCUGCGACAUCCCCGCCCUGCUCUUCCUGGCCUGCACAGACUCGCAGGUCAACGAAGUCGCGGUCUUCAUCGUCUGCGUGCUCAUCCUCCUCGUCCCCUUCCUGCUGAUCCUGCUCUCCUACGCCUUCAUCGUGGUGGCCAUUUUGAGGAUCCGGUCAGCCGAGGGAAGACGCAAGGCCUUCUCCACAUGCGCCAGCCAUCUCGUGGUCUCCCUCCUGCACAAUGGCUGUGCCAUCUUCAUCUACAUCCGGCCCAAAUCCGCCUACGCUCCCGACCAGGACAAGGUGGUGUCCCUGGUCUACACCAACGUGACCCCAAUGCUCUACCCCGUGAUCUACAGCCUGAGGAACCAGGAGGUGCAGGGAGCCCUCAGGAGAGUUUUGGGGAGGAAGAUACUUUCUCGGCUUGCUCAAGGAAAAAUAGAGUUCAAGCAGGAAGCAGUAACAUCCCCACAAGGUGACCAAAUUCAUACCUGCUCUUCCAUUCAGCGGUAUUUCUCCUCACAUCUCUGGAACAUUAUUAAAACGUCUUACCAGUUUCUGGUCCUUCAGUCCAGCUUGGAUCUGGUCUCAACCAGUUCUGGGAUCUUUGUAGAAGAAGUUGGAGACUAUUACACUAAUCAGUCCUGCAAUAGUUUGGCCGGAAGCAGUGUGGUCUAG
Messenger RNA from Tachyglossus aculeatus (Australian echidna), 1197 nucleotides. Its product is annotated as olfactory receptor 10V1-like. Gene Ontology annotation, biological process: G protein-coupled receptor signaling pathway. The coding region runs from base 1 to 1197 and encodes 398 amino acids. The transcript is spliced from 3 exons. The record is from RefSeq and is a predicted model, not a curated record. NCBI's taxonomy places the organism in Eukaryota, Metazoa, Chordata, Mammalia, Monotremata, Tachyglossidae. Gene Ontology annotation, molecular function: G protein-coupled receptor activity; olfactory receptor activity. Gene Ontology annotation, cellular component: membrane.